Molecule: messenger RNA, 807 nt
Organism: Ilex paraguariensis (yerba mate)
Lineage: Eukaryota; Viridiplantae; Streptophyta; Magnoliopsida; Aquifoliales; Aquifoliaceae
Source: the annotation of a GenBank genome assembly
AUGCAAUCCCUUCGAUCCCCAUCACUCCGAGCCUCGCCAGUCAACCCACUUCGCAAACAGUCUCCAAACAUAACCACCACCGCCAGUACCACCAGGAGAGUUUCAUUCAUCUCAGCCUCAACCCAACCCAUCACAACCUCACCUCCCAAACGCGAAAAAGACUCCAAAAAACGGGUGGUCAUCACCGGCAUGGGCGUUGUAUCGGUGUUUGGCAACGACGUUGACACUUACUACGAUAAACUACUCAGCGGCCAAAGUGGUAUUUCACCCAUUGAUCGAUUCGAUGCGUCUGAGUAUCCUACCAGAGUUGCUGGGCAGAUUCGUGGGUUCAGCUCGGAUGGAUACAUAAAUGGGAAAAACGAUAGGAGGCUUGAUGAUAGUUUGAGGUAUUGCAUUGUUGCUGGUAAGAAAGCGCUCGAGGAUGCCGAUCUCGGUGCCGAAAAAAUUUCCAAGAUUGCUAAGGAUCGAGUUGGGGUUCUUGCUGGGACAGGGAUGGGUGGUCUUAAAGUUUAUUCUGAGGGUCGUGACACUCUCAAAGAAAGGUGUCAUAGGAAAAUGACGCCAUUUUAUGUACCUUAUACUAUAACAAAUACGGGUUCUGCCUUGCUUGCAAUUGAUCUCGGUUUUAUGGGACCAAACUAUUCAAUGUCAACUGCUUGUGCUACCGCCAACAAUUGCUUCUAUGCUGCUGCCAAUCACAUCCGUCAAGGUGAAGCCGAUGUGAUGAUUGCUGGUGGAACUGAAGCUGCCAUCCUUCCUAUUGGAUUGGGAGGUUUUGUUGCAUGCAGAGCUUUGUCUCAGAAAUGA